Rhizoctonia solani is the source of this 939-nucleotide messenger RNA. RefSeq lists its product as uncharacterized. The transcript is spliced from 5 exons. NCBI's taxonomy places the organism in Eukaryota, Fungi, Basidiomycota, Agaricomycetes, Cantharellales, Ceratobasidiaceae. The record is from RefSeq and is a predicted model, not a curated record. Bases 1 to 939 code for a protein of 312 amino acids.
AUGUGCAGAAACCGCGCAAACCACAAGUCUGACGUCGUCUACUUUCGCAAUACCGGCGUUCCGACAAUAAACGGAUGUGGAUAUUGCAAGUGGGCAAAAGAAUACCCGCCUCCACCAGGAACAACCUUGCCUAAUAACCCAGGAUGGCCAGGAUGCUGUCGUCCUCCAAGACCCGAAGACGCUCCACUGAUCGACAAGGACCAUUAUGGUGCGAUCGUCGCGGCAUGGGACCAGCGUGCUCUCGCAGCGUCCACCAUACGCACUCAAUCCGCCCCAAAACGAGCCCCCAUCCCUCAAUUUUCCGAAAAGUCCGACCCAGCAGCGGCUACGGACCCGUCUCGCACACCUCCGCUCUCGGCGGCCAGCCCACGACGACAAGAUUCAGCGUCUGCUUCGCCAAGAUAUUCGUCUCGUCGGCAGGCAUCAUAUGACGCUCAGACCCCCAGCGCCCCGCUAGACAGAGCUCGUAUGAUGCCCAUGCUCAGUCUUUGCAGCAGCAGCAGCAAAGGCACGGGACGAUUCGGGCCCCCGCAAGAGGCUCAACCUCCCCCACCCGCUCCCGUAGACCAACUCUCGCUCUCGAGUUUAUCCAGUUCUCUAUCGACGCUUCGGGUCUCGAGCAGUGCAAUGUCAGAUUCGGGUUCCGAGUCAUCCAAUACGACCGUCGGAACUGACUCGACUGACUACUUGUCCGACGAGAGCGAGGAAGAGCUGAAUCGCUUGGCAGUUGCACGUGCGAUGGCUAUCGAGCGCCAGCGUGUCGAGGAAGCCGAAUACGAGAGCGCCAGGAGAGGUCUUAGAGAUAUCGAUCUCACUACGCCUAUUCAGUGGGGAAUGAACGGAAGCGGUGGUGCGGGCGGGACAACUGGAACGUCCUCUGUUCGCUCGAUGCAGUACUUGUCUUUUGGAGAUGCCUAUGGUGGCCGUCGUCAACGUUGA